Molecule: messenger RNA, 4065 nt
Organism: Saimiri boliviensis boliviensis (Bolivian squirrel monkey)
Lineage: Eukaryota; Metazoa; Chordata; Mammalia; Primates; Cebidae
Source: RefSeq, a predicted model, not a curated record
CCAGCUACUCAGGAAGCUAAAACGGGAUUGCUUGAGCCCAGGAAGUCAAGGGUAGAGUAAGCCGUGAUUACACCUCAGCGUCUCUGCCCUGUAGAGAUGGCUUCCUGCCUCUUUCACCUGUGAGGACCAGCAUCUCAGCAUGGGCUGGUGGCUGUCUUGGACCACACUGGCCCCAAAUCCCAGGCCUCCCUUGCAUUCCAGCCUGAAUGACUGGAGUGAGACCCUGUCUCGAGAAAAAAAAAAAAAACGAAAAACGGAGGAGCUCCCAGGGAGCUGACAGCCAUGAAGGGCCUUGCCUCCCUGCCCCACUUCCCAGGGUGCAAUGUGGGUGGGGGAGGGAGCUGGGGAGUCCUCCAGGCUCUGUUGAGCCCUUCCCCCAGUGUGAUGUCCAGCCUGUCCUGAAGUCGCACAGGGCCAGACACCUGGGCUGCCACUUCCCUUCUGGAAACAGUCCUCCUUGCCUUAGGGGGUCGACAGCUCCAGGCUGUUUCCUUCCCCUGAGAAUUUGAAGUUAGAGCUAAUUGGUUGGCUCAAAAAUAAAAAUAAAGAAAGAAAGAAAAUAAAGAAAAAAUGAAAAAGAAAAAGGGCGUGCAAGUGCAAUUGUGCAGGCUGCAAAGGAGGGGCGCAUCCCAGGGCUCCGUCUCCAUGGGAACUACUGGCACAGGCUGGCUCCUCUGGGCUCCAAAAAGGGAAACUUGGCAAAGGUUUCAGGCACCUGGCUCCUGGGUGGUUUCCCUGGGGAGCAAGCAAAUGCCCAGGAGCUGCCAGCCCAAGGGACAGGACAGAGUCCCCACCCCCAGGGAUGCCUCGGCCCCUCGCCCCCGUUCUCCACCCUCACAGCCCAGGAGAUCUGGUCAGGUCGUCAGCGGCCCUGGAUGCAUCCGGACCUGGCAGCUGGGAGGGGACCCAGCACAGCUGGAGAGCAAGAGCAGCUCAUGCUUUGGGAAGAUGCCCACGCUUAGAGUCGGGUGAACGGAGGUAGUUAAUAGGAGGUGGUUAAUGACAGAUGAAAGAGGCGAAAGAACCCCUGAGUGUCACUCUGCUGAUGAGGCCCUGGUGGCUGUCACUGUUUCUGGGUUUCGAGCCGAAGACCAGCACCUUGCAGACCAGCACCUCAGGUCAGGACCCUGAGGGAGGACACUUCAGAUGCCGGGAGCAGUGGCUCCAUGCUGUCCUGGAGGCCUUUUGGGCUGAGAUCAUGAUAAGGCAAGGCCAAGAACUUUCUAUCUGGAGGGACAGACACUCUAAACAAACUUCUCCAAGCUGCAUUUUCAGAUCUACCAAGGAGAUGUGUAAGAACAGAGUAGCCCAGGCUUCUCUGCAUCAAACAAUCCAGCCCCUGGGCAGGCAGCUGGUGGGAACCUCCCCAGGUGAUUCCGGUGUGCAGCAGCUGAGAGUGGAGGAGACAAAGGCGUCGGAUGGCAGCCUCCUGGGGGAUCCCGGGCACACACCACUUAGCAAGAAGGAGGGUGUCAAGUGGCAGAGGCCAAGGCUCAGCCGCCAGGCCUUGAUGAGAUGCUGCCUGAUCAAGUGGAUCCUGUCCAGCACAGCCCCACAGGGCUCAGAUAGCAGCGACAGUGAGCUAGAGCUGUCCACGGUGCGCCACCAGCCAGAGGGGCUGGACCAACUGCAGGCCCAGACCAAGUUCACCAAGAAGGAGCUGCAGUCCCUCUACAGGGGCUUCAAGAACGAGUGUCCCACGGGCCUGGUGGAUGAAGACACCUUCAAACUCAUUUACUCACAGUUCUUCCCUCAGGGAGAUGCCACCACCUAUGCACACUUCCUCUUCAACGCCUUUGACGCCGACGGGAACGGGGCCAUCCACUUUGAGGACUUUGUGGUUGGCCUCUCCAUCCUGCUUCGGGGCACAGUCCACGAGAAGCUCAAGUGGGCCUUUAAUCUCUACGACAUUAACAAGGAUGGCUACAUCACCAAAGAGGAGAUGCUGGCCAUCAUGAAGUCCAUCUAUGACAUGAUGGGCCGACACACCUACCCCAUUCUGCGGGAGGAUGCGCCAGCAGAGCAUGUGGAGAGGUUCUUCCAGAAAAUGGACCGGAACAAGGACGGGGUGGUGACCAUUGAAGAAUUCCUGGAGACCUGUCAGAAGGAUGAGAACAUCAUGAGCUCCAUGCAGCUGUUUGAGAAUGUCAUCUAGGACAUGUCAGGAUGGGUGCAUGGUCAUGGCCACCUCCAGCCCCAAGAAACCUCCGUCCUGCCAGGAGCAGCCUCUGAGAAACUUUUAAAAAAUAGAUUUGCAAAAAGUGAACAGAUUACUACACACACACACACACACACACACACACACACACACACACACAGAGCCAUUCAUCUGGGCUGGCAGAGGGGGACGGAGGUCAGGGAGGGUCUAAGUCUGGAGCCCUUCCUGGAGUCCGAGUCCUUCCGAGACCAGCGAGCCAAGACUGUCUCUUGGUUAGUGGCUGACAGAGCAGGUCUGCAGGUCACCAGCCGCUGGAUGUCACCAGGAAGGGACUCAAGCACCCCUGCAGGGGAGAGCCCCAUCUCCAGUGUGAGCCCAUCUCGCCCCAUUCUCCACUCUGCUUUCUUGCCAGCUCCGGGCCCCCCAGCCUCCUCCCCACAGCCACUCCCUGCCCACAACGUACGCUUCUAGAAAGCCCCUCACCUCAGGACCCUGGAGGGGCCGGCUGAGGGGCAGGAGAGACGGGGGUAAUGGAGGCCAAGCCUGCGGCUUUCUGGAAAUGCUUUCUUGGGGGCAGGCUACCCACUCUGGGGCAAGCUUGGGUGGUGAGGGGCCAUUGGGCCCCAUUCUCUCUCCGUUGCAGGAAGGCAGGGGUUUGAAGCUUGGGGAUUGGGUCUUAGUGGAGAAUCUGAGGGCACUCGGCCCGCUCCACAGGGUGGGAUGAACCUCUCCUUGCCCCAGUCCUGGUUCAGUGGGAAUGUGGUGGGUGGGGCUGUACACACUCGCCAGCACAAACUUCCCUCCAACGUCCUCUUAGGUCCCGGGAGGAGGCACGUGGUUCAGGGACUGGCUGCCAGGGAGCCCAGGGCAGAGCUCAGAGGGGCCUGGAAAGGGGCACCUCCCUCCUCUUCCUGCAGCACCCCUCCCAUGGCCCAGUGGCUUGGCUGAGCCCCACUCCUGAAGCAGUGCCACCGUCCCUCUGCCCAGGCUUGCCCCAGCCUUGCACAAAAAGCACAAGCACCCUUAACAGCUCAGGCAAAGCCCCGGUGGGAGCCAAGCACACUGCUUCUCAGAGUCAGGCUUUCCUGCUGGCUGAGGCUUGGGCCCAGUAGCCUCAAUACAGUGACCCUGGGGAGGAUGCCUGGGGGGUCUGCCCUGUGCCUGAGAGCACUGGGGCCCCAAAGCCCAGCCCUAGCCCAGCCUGGCCGACCAACAUUCAAAAGCACAAAGUUUCGGGACUCUGCUUGGCUGUCCCCUCCAUCUGGGGACAGAAGAUGCCAGCCCAAAGCUGGAGCCAAUGGUAAGGGCUGAGGAGCCUGCAGCCGGGGGAUCAGCAGGAGCCCUCCUGCUCCCUCCUGCUGGGGCCUCAAGGAGAAGGAACCUGGUCCCAGGCGGCACAGCCCCUCCAGGAACAUUCCCACAUAAUACAUUCCAUCGGCAGCCAUCCCAGCUCCACUCAGGCCUGGCCCCAGGUGCCCCAGGAGGCUAGCCCCAGAGUGAGCAGACCCUCAGAGGAAAGGUGGUAUGGUGGAGGCUGUGGGAGCCCCUCGGCAUUCACGCACAGCCUGGCCUCCCCCAUGGAGCUGCACUGACGCCGGGCUCCAGGCCCACUGGGAGCCUCUGCCUCCAGGAGGGCAUCAGCUUUCCCUGGCUCAGGGAUCUCCUCCUUCCCCUCACCCCUUGCCCAGCCCUCCCAGCUUCUAGGGCCAAAGCCUUAGGAGAGUGUCACCACCACUGGCUGCACGGCCCAACAAGGAGGAGCUUCCCACACUGGGACACAGACCAGCCGCAUGUCUGCAUGGCAGAAGCGUCUCCCUUGGCCAUGGCCUGGGAGGGUGGUUCCUGUUCUCAGCAUCCACUAAUAUUCAGUCCUGUAUAUUUUAAUAAAAUAAACUUGACAAAGGAAA